This is a messenger RNA of Vidua chalybeata, 636 nucleotides long. RefSeq names its product transmembrane protein 114 (gene TMEM114). Bases 1 to 636 code for a protein of 211 amino acids. Gene Ontology annotation, cellular component: apical plasma membrane. The transcript is spliced from 4 exons. The record is from RefSeq and is a predicted model, not a curated record. NCBI's taxonomy places the organism in Eukaryota, Metazoa, Chordata, Aves, Passeriformes, Viduidae.
AUGAGGGUUAACUUGGGCGCGCUCUCCCUCUUCGUGGCCCUGGUGGGACUUUUGAGCUUCAUCUUCCUCGUGGUGGCCAUCGCGACCGACUUCUGGUACAUCAUCGAUGCCUCCAAGCUGGAGGCGUCCCGGAACGGCACGGACGCGCUCAGCUCGCACUCGGGGCUCUGGCGGACCUGCCGCGUGAGGAGUGAAUGUUACCCUUUGAUAAACCCGUUCUGGCAUGAGAAUGCGAACAUCACCGAUUCACACAGACAGCUUUUGUACAUGCAUGGAACAUUUGUCAUCCUGAUGCCCCUCAGUCUGAUCCUGAUGAUUUUUGGAGGAAUGACUGGAUUCAUCAGUAUUCUUGCCAGGGCCUACCUACUGCUCCUAAUGACAGGACUGCUUUUCCUUUUUGGAGCUCUUGUUACCCUUACAGGGAUCAGUGUCUAUAUUGCAUAUUCAGCUGCUGCCUUCCAAGAAGCUGUGUGCCUCCUGAAGAGCAAGGAUCUCCUGGUGGAAAUUGAUAUCAGGUUUGGCUGGUCCCUGGCACUGGUCUGGAUCUCCUUUGUGGCAGAAGUGCUCACUGGGGCUGUGUUCCUCCUGGCAGCAAGAGUGGUGGGUCUGAAACGGCAGCGUGAGCAGACUUUAUGA